Messenger RNA from Varroa destructor (honeybee mite), 5564 nucleotides. RefSeq names its product conserved oligomeric Golgi complex subunit 2 (gene Cog2). Gene Ontology annotation, cellular component: membrane; COG complex. Gene Ontology annotation, biological process: protein transport; Golgi organization; intra-Golgi vesicle-mediated transport. The record is from RefSeq and is a predicted model, not a curated record. Lineage: Eukaryota; Metazoa; Arthropoda; Arachnida; Mesostigmata; Varroidae.
GUCUAACAGAUUAUAACGUGAAAGCGCACUUACGAAUGUCUUUUCGUCGACGUCGGUGACGAAAAUUUUUCCAAAUCGUAAUUAUGGCCGGUGAAAUAAUCUUGAUUUCAAAAAUAUGGUACCGAUAUAUGUUGCCAUGAAAUAGCGACUAAAGUGACAAUCAAAGCGCAUCCAUGCCACACGAUUUGAGCUUAAGCGUCUACAGCUGUUAGAGUAUUAACCAAUAUCUUUUUUCACUAGUAUUUCAAUGAAAUGAUUUAAAUUUCAAUAUAUUUUCGGAUGAACCUACUGCGGUUUCUACACAUAAUGUAGGAUAAAACGAGCAAAGAGCUGAGUAGGAUUAUUCGUGGUAAUAUGCUACGCAUAUUGUCGAUAAUGGCGAAGACGGCAUAAUUUGUAACAUCCAAUGCGCAAUGCAUCCUGCAUAUAAGGACGGUUGUUGCAGAAGUUCAUGUUAGUUCACAAUUACAAGGUACUAAUAAACCGAGAUAACCAAAACUAAUAAUAUAAAUAAAAAAUGAUGUCAGUUAUUGUCGGUGUGGGCAUACCUCUCUUUUCUGGCUUGGUGUACCAGACCGCCCUUAAGCAUAGUCUGCGCAUCCUAGAUGCCAUAAAUCAUCGAUAUCAUUUCGGAUGAAGACGUUUUGUCAGUAAGAUCAUUUGGCGAGCAGACGGCUUUGGCGAAGAGGACGAUGAUGGUAGUGAUCGAUAAAUUCGAAUGUUUUUAUCUAAUGUUAUUGCUCCCACGUCAACACUGCUCGGCUAGCCCACCUUUUGGCAGCCGGGAGUAUCACAGUGAACUGUAUACAGCGUUGCAAGUUCUAUUCACAUAUGUGAGUGUAAUCCGCAAAAACGUACGUGUACACACGGAGAAUUAUGCCGUAGACGAAAAACAACUCCUGCAUGUGAUCUGAACUAGGACAGCGCAACAGCGCCGGAGGGCCCGAUUAUGGCGUCGUUCCUGGAGGACGCUGGCCAUGAGCUGUGUUUCGAGAGAGAGAUAUUUUUUAAUCCCAACUUCUCAGUAGACCAGUUCGUAUCCGAGAAGCGUAAAGCUGUUGGCCUUGAACAGCUCCGGCACGAUCUUCGUUCACAUCUGAAAUACCUGCAGGAGUGCCUUGUCGAAUUGAUUAAUAAUGAUUACACUGACUUCGUCAACUUGUCAUCGAACCUUGUCGGCUUGGAAAAAUAUAUCGGAAACAUUUCGCUGCCACUGAAUAAACUACGGGAUGACGUUAGCGAAAUCAGCGAAAUAAUCGAUGCCACCCUCCAGGAAACCGAAGAGAAACUGGCUCAGCGUCAACAAGACCGUCAACUUCGGGGGAAAAUUCUACUGGCUAUGGACGUAUAUCGGGGGGUUCAGCAACUUCCGCAGGAAGAUCAGAUGUGGACCCCGGAUCUCGUCGAACGUACAGCCAGCCAAAUCCAAAGCUUAAGUUCAUCUUUGGAACGCUGUAAGGACAUACCGUUGGCGCGGAAGUCCGACGAAGCCAUUAGCAACGUUCGCAAACAGCUUAAAGGCUAUCUUGAAGAGCGACUAUUGGAAGCACUUCAAGGUCAUGACGAUGCGCAGCUCCAACACGUUCUUCAGGUUGGCGUGGCAGUGGAUCUAGUCGCCUUUUUAGAAACCUUUUAUUCGGAACGCAUUGUCAAGCCAACUCUUGAGGAGAUUGUUACAGAACGCGUGCUCCGUGAGGUUCUAAGUGAUGGUUUAUUUAAUCAGAUUGUGAUGUUUAUUACAACAAAUACUGCUUUGCUAAAUAACUGUGCACCACCUGAGUAUAAUUUUAUCCCUCGAAGUGUGUUUCCCGUGUUUGUAGCCUUGGCGGAAAGCCGUAUUCCAACAUUGUUUAGCCUAACUUCGGCCACAAUGUUCCACGUGCGAUACAACGAGGCACUGCGUUUCCUUGAAACGCUCGAGCACCAUAUGUCCGAGCAGUCCGUACAGAUCUUUCGCUCUAGUGAGUCGUAUAAAGCGUUUAUGGAAAGAUGGAGUACGGGUAUCUACUUUCAGUUGCGUUAUACGGAAAUUGCCACAAAUUUUGAAACUGCUCUCUUGAAGGGUAACGAACCCUUCAGUAAGAAGCAGACAUUGUUAAAUGUUACAGAGAAUCUUUAUAAACAAAUUAGCUAUUGCUGGUCGGAUGGCGUGUACAUAGCAGAACUAAAGCCUAGAUUUUUAAAAUUGACAAUUCAGCUACUGGCCCGGUAUACGACGUUUCUCGAGCAGUACGCCAAAGUGACGCACCCAGUAGGCGAGCUCAGUGCGUUGAUGCUUUUUCAAGCGGCCGCUGACUGCCAUCAGGUAUCUAUUGAAUCCGUGUGCACCUGUUGUGACAACUUUUUAACAUUCGAAGAGAAGGAAUUAUUUAUUUUGUGUCUCAAUGAUUCAGUCGAGCGGUUGGCUGUUUGUCGCGAAAGCUUGGCGAGAGCUGCCGCCUCUCUGCUUGUUCAGUUGGCCCAGAAUAGCGUCAAACAGAUAUCUGAUAUUCCACGUUUAUAUCGCCGCACGAAUCGCGAUAUACCAAAGAUGCCGUCAGCGUUCGUGGCCACCAUGCUUAAGCCAGUUCUUAAUUGUCGUGCAUCGACAUCGGGCUAUUGGGACUCCGAGUGGUCGGCGCAAAUGGCGCAAGGGAUGGCCGAAGCUUUCUUAGUAACAACCCGUGACGUUCUCGAUUCAGUACGCAAGAUGGAGGAUUCAUUGCGACGGCUCAAAAAGGGCAAAAUGAACGCUACCGACACGCAAGGAAUCAGCGAUGAUGACAAAAUUCGUCUUCAGAUCAUGAUUGACGUCGAACACUUCGGGCAGCUGCUCGAGGAGCUUGGGGAGCUUCCAGAGUGCUACGAAGAACUUUUCAAGCUAGCCAAAAGCCAAAUGAUGAACGGAACAAACGGUGGGAAGUAGAACUAAAAGUAAAAUGAUUGCAAAGAAGCUUUGGGACACCUUUUCGAUCGGAACGAACCGCUAUCUUGUCAGCAUUGACAGAGUUGAAAAUGUCGACGGUUGUUGUUAAUUUAGAUUGAUCUAAGAGCAGUAGAACCCACAUGUUAAUGAACGGCUGGACUAAUAUAUUUAUAUACAUAUUUGGAUGUCUAAUAUUCAGAAUAACAUGAUAAUAGAAGUUAGUAUACCUCAGUAGCUACUGAUAGUCCACGCACACAGGCAGAAUACGACAAGUGAUCUUAGGAUCUGUCAAUGUAGGAUCAAAGUGCGUACAACCAAGAAACGGUAAGUGGGUUGGGCAAAUUUAGUUUAUCAUGAUGAUAAUGAUAAGAGAAGUGUGGUGUUUUAGAUUGAUACUGAUGCUAUGUACCCCAGUUGAUGACGUGAAAGCGAGGUGAAGCAUGUAGUAGUGAACGAAGAUAGUGAAUACGCAAGCCUAUGUAUGCAAUGUGAUGGAUCAGACGUAGACACUUCGGCAAGACGUUUUUAGGUCCAUAAUGGUUAACCGGUCAUUUAUAUAUGUAAGAGAGAGAGAGAGAGAGAUCGAAAUCCCGUAAGGUGUUUUAUCAUGAACAAACAUAAGUGUAAAUAAAAUGCAAUUCAUUAACUGAACUAGCUAUUGCAUAUCUGAUUGGAGAAUUUAAGAGAAUGUAGCUUAACCUUUUCUAGAAAUUAGGGGCGAUAGCUGGACGUUGUUUAUAUGGAAAUGUAGUUCUUUGAAUCCUAAAUAUAUAGAAGUGCUGGAUUGUGUUCACGUCCAACAAACAAACGACUUUUGUAAGAGGUAUCUGUACUGGCAAAUGUUUGAAUUCUAUAUAGGUUUUAAUUUCUUUCACAUUUAAGCUACGCUUACGGUUCACGCGUUGAAUGUUCUAAGCCUUGCAUUGCGCCUGUAAAUUCCUAUAAAUUACUUGGCCAUUAUCGUACUCACGCAGGGUCCUUAUCUUUGGGUGUUACUUGAAAUCGGCAAAUCAAACAUUUAAAUAAUUAUUUUAUGGAAUACGCAGCCUUAUGUACUGUUAUUGUAAGGUACUUGUACUACUAAAGGUAUAUGUUACAUAAACAUAAGUAGUCGUUAUAUUUGCCAUUAAAGAAAGCGGGUAAAUUUCAGAUACAUUUCAGUAAUGCUUGAACAACAUCUUCUGUUAUACCAAGUACAUUGUACUGAAUAACGUCUCGUAGUGUGUGCCAGCGUAAACGGCUGUUGUGUUCGAGCUAAGAAUGCAAUAGGUGCAAUAAUUAAGGAAAUGCUUUGAUGGAAUGGUACAGACCUACACGGGCCCCGUACUUGAUAGUCUAUUUGCUCGUCAGGUCGUCGACCAAUAUCAUGUAAGGUGAUAAUUAUUAAUAACGUUACGGAUGAUAGCUGCGAUGUUUUAAGAAAUGAUAAUGAAAAUAAUCGAAGAUCAUGUUAAUGCUAUUAAGCGGUUAGGGAUACGAAAGAAAGUAGGUGAAUACAUAGUUAAAAUAAUGACUCCACAAAUAUAUUUUAACCUAGAAAAGUAGCGGUUUGUGAUAAGGCAGGGAUAAUACUUUCUAAAUAGUAUAGACACGAAGUAGCUAUGUAUAACGUCAAAACGUUACCCGGAAAUAUGUGCGGCUCCUGUUUGGCAUCGGUAUAGUCGCAAAAUUCUUUCUCGCUUGUUGUUUUGAAUCAAAGCAUUUUGAAAGGCCAUUUUAUAAAGCUGCAGUGAACAAUAUUUAGCCAAUACGCCUGAGAAACGUACUAUAAUAAAAAUGUUAAUAAAACUCGUCAUAAAAAUGUUAUUUGAGAAAAACGCACUGCUUACACACACGUCACCUUUUUAAAAUCGUUUUCGUUAACUUUUGUAGUCUCAUUAACAUAAUUGUUAAAACAUUCCGAUAAACUCAACUUUACACAGUUAUAGCUGUAAGGUAUCUUUCACGUUUAAGAAAGAAGUUUAACGUUACAUAUUACUCCUUAAAAACCAAACCACUACUGUGCUACAAAGUCUUUACGAGUGAGUGAAGCGUAAAGCUGAACUGAAAUUCGCAACCUUAACGCCAACUUUAAGCCACACAAAGCAAGCAUCAUUUAGCCUCUAUUUAUAUUAUCUUAGGCGAUUUUGUUUUUGAGCUAAUGUAGUUUAUAGUUAACACUGAAAGGGACAAGGAGUCAUACACCUGCUUUCUGACAGAAAAACCUGACGUUACUAAGAGACGUAAGUAACGCAGAGUGCACGAAUGUAUUGUUUCUUAGUAUUACCGAUGCAAAUGGUACUACCGAUGUGGUACAACCAUAAUAUCCGCUUUGCAGAUGGAUCUUGACUUCUGAAAAAAAGGCUCUCUCUUUCACAAAUCCCUGAAUUAAAAAAUUAAUUUAUGUCAGGUCUAGUGAUUAGGCGAACCACUCUACAGCCUUAUUUGUCAAAAUGAAACCACACGUAAGUGAAUUAUGCCAAAAGGUCAAUAACAAUAGGGAAUUCUGUAUUAUUUACCAAUCCUUCAAGAACAUUUAUGUGACAAUGAAAAGACAAUAAGGAGCGCAAAAGCGUCGCAUCCCAUACAAAAAUAAAUUUACUCCAGUAGCCAUAAUUUCCAUACCUAUAUGAGCAUCUGUUAAUAUAAAUUUCCAUUCUCACUUUAAUUAAAAGUCUGC